Trichosurus vulpecula (common brushtail) is the source of this 4313-nucleotide messenger RNA. It is a transcript of the gene SETDB2, whose product is annotated as SET domain bifurcated histone lysine methyltransferase 2. Gene Ontology annotation, biological process: heterochromatin organization; negative regulation of gene expression. Gene Ontology annotation, cellular component: nucleus. The transcript has 23 exons. NCBI's taxonomy places the organism in Eukaryota, Metazoa, Chordata, Mammalia, Diprotodontia, Phalangeridae. The record is from RefSeq and is a predicted model, not a curated record. Gene Ontology annotation, molecular function: protein binding; zinc ion binding; histone H3K9 methyltransferase activity. Bases 474 to 3887 code for a protein of 1137 amino acids.
CUUCGGCUUUAGCCUUAGGGAUGCCCGGGGAUGCUCGGAAGCGCGUGUUCCGUUCCCGGUGAGGCGGGAAUCUAGCGAUUAAUGUUUUACUGAUUCAUGGAUGCAAAGAAUGAAAACAUUUUCAUCGUGAAGAAAGUUCCUAUUUAACUUGCCUACAUUCUGAUCAAGACUUUGAAGUAUAAUUUGAAGAAUUCAACAUGGAGUUUGAAUAUUAGUCACCUCUAAUAGUUCCUUUUAUCAUGUUUUCCUGUCUGAAAAUUAACCAGACUAAGUUUAUCAAAAGGCAUCGGAUCCAAAGUGGGAUAAAUGAGAGAGAAAUGUUGUGUAAUGACUGCCAGUGCCUUGGAGGAGGGAGUAUAGGAGUCAAAGUUGGAUGCUAGUUAUGUUUUCCAAUUAUAGUCAGUGUUUCCUCUGAUAUCCCUAAUAAAUCUCAUCCUGAAGAGCUUUACGUACUUCAACAGUUGCUGCAAAAGAUGGAAGAAAGAAAUGGUGAUGCAAAAGCUUUUUGGAGGGAACUAGAAGAGGAUGGAAAAGUGGACUUGAUAUUUGAGCAUGUACAGAAUGUCCUGUUGUCACUCAAACAAAAGAUCAAAGAUGGCUCAGCAACAAAUCAAGAAUAUAUCCAAGCCAUGACCCUGGUGAAUGAAGCAGUUACAAGUAACACCUUACUAUUGAUAAAGGAUGAUGAUAUAACUGACAGAGAAAGUGAGCAAGAAAGCAAGUCAAGUGUUUUACCUCCAACAUCACAUGAAGAUUCCAAUUCGGAAGACUCCUUGAUUUUAAAGACUUGGGGAGUCAGAGGACCUGAGAUCAGCCUCACCUCUGAGGUUUCCGAUUUUUAUGAUGUCAGAACCGUAGAGGAUGUAGCAGUUUUAGCUUUGGAAAAUGAAGUCUCAGAUUAUGAAGAGAAAAUAAUAUCUGUGCAUCUGUCUUAUCAGAAUCAUAUCUGCUGUGGUACAUGUCUGUCAAACGUAUCUCUCACCUCCAAAGUGGAGAACCCACUCAUGAUCCCCAUCUUGAGUAGUUUCCAAAGGCGACAUGCAAAGACAAACUCUAAUUGUGCGGCAUUCCACGUGAAUUAUAAAACCCCUUGUGGAAGGAGUUUGAGGAACUUUAAGGAGGUCCAUCGUUACCUGCUUGAGACAGAGUGUAGCUUUUUAUUUUUACAUCAUUUUUCUUUCAAUACCUACGUGCAGUUGAACAGGAACACACUGAAGAAAGAAGCUUUUGUUUCUGACUCUGAUAUUAGCCACGGAACUGAAUCUGUGCCUGUUACCUUCUGUAACGAAAUCGACAACAGAAGACUGCCACACUUCAAGUACCGGAGACGGACGUGGCCACAUGCCUACUACCUCAACAAUUUUUCUGGCAUGUUUAGCAAUUCAUGUGACUGCUCAAAAGGCUGCAUGGAUAUAGAAAAAUGUGCAUGCCUCCAGCUGACAGCAAAGGGCUAUGAUGAGAGUUCUGCAUGGUCAAGUGUUAAACCCACUCAUGGCUAUAGCUAUAAAAGACUGCAGCAGCCAGUACCCAACGGAAUUUUUGAGUGCAGUCUCUUGUGCAAAUGUGAUCCAAGAACAUGUCAGAACAGAGUUGUCCAGCAGGGUCUCCAAGUGCGCCUUCAGGUAUUCAAAACUGAGAAGAAAGGAUGGGGAGUCCGAUGCCUCGAUGACAUUGACAAAGGGACAUUUGUUUGCACUUACUCAGGGAGAUUAUUAAGCCGAGCUGGCCUAGAAGAAAUUGGCUCUGUUGAUGGAAAAGAGGAAGAAGAGGAGGAUAUUACUACCAAUGACAACGGAUCCCCAGCACUUUCAAAGAAGAGGAGAACAGAAGCUGUUUAUUCUGAUCCUGAAAUUGAGUUUGUCCAAAUUGAAGUAGGAACAAUUCCUGGAGACGUAGAAACUGAGGAGUACCUGAUUCAGCUCACCAGUGAUGCAGAUCCAUCUAUCCAGCAUGAGAAGUAUGAAUAUGAUCUAAGGAUUGAAAAUCAACCAGCCACUAGAAGACCUAAAACUAAAGCAGCCCUUCUUCAAAACUUUCGGAAAAAAGGGGGAAUUAUUACCCUGGAGUCUGGUAUAAGCUCAGAAGAGGAGGAUGAAGCUCAGCCAACUAAAGUCCAACCAAUCCCCAAUAUCAACGAAAAGAAAAGGGAGUCAAGCUGCCCUGGUGAAAAUUCCAAAUUCAAGCAGUUGACCAACUGUACCAUGCUGGAUAACCAUCAUUGUAAAGAAGAAAGUCUCAUGGAGAACACGUGUGAUCAGGCGGCCUCAGGGUGUGAUGCGACUGGGAUAAAAGAACGUGAGGUUCAGGAGCACGUCUUCCAAGAGGAAAGAAUGCUGGAAAGGCAAGAUCAAGAAAUCCUUUGUGAUGAAGAGUCACUAUCUGAAACACAGAUCGAUGUUUCAGAGUCUGUGAAGAAUCUUCAUGAAGAUAGCAUUUAUUUACUGGAUGCUACUAAAGAAGGAAACGUGGGUCGCUUCCUGAAUCAUAGUUGUAACCCAAAUCUCUUCGUGCAGAAUGUUUUUGUAGAGACACAUGACAGAAAUUUCCCAUGGGUGGCAUUCUUCACAAAAAGGCAUGUGAAGGCAGGAACGGAACUUACUUGGGAUUAUGGUUAUGAAGCUGGAAGUAUGCCUGAGAAAGAGAUUCCUUGUCAAUGUGGCUUUCACACUUGUAGAAAAAGAAUGGGAUGGCUUGCCAGAAGGGGAGGGAGAAGGGCUGCAGGGGAAUCUCGGCUAAGCGAAAAUCAAGAUAGAGAUAAAACACAAAGCAAAACAGUUAAAGCCCCUGUUCGGGGUGGGGGGGCCCCGGGUCCUAGAAGCACCCAGCCCGGGUGGCCUGAGCGCCCUGGACUCCCGGCGAGGUGGGGAGUGCAGCGAGCAGAAAACCGACAUCCUCACCCGGUCCAUCCCUCAAAAAGAAAACGAAACUCAACCCGUGCUGCUGAACGAGGAAUGGAAACUGAGUUGGUCCAACCCCUCGGCAUCACGGGGGAGAAGACUAGGGCUGCAGGGCCUGACUUACGGGAGAGGAGGAGCCUGGAGAGCCCCGGACGCCGCACCUGGUCCUGCCUAGACUUUUCACCUUCCCGGCCCUGCGGUCUAACCCCGAGCCAGCUGGGCCCAGGCUGCUUGUCAAUCAUGAUGGACGAGGCCGUAAGAGACCCCGCUGGUAUCUUCCAGCAAAGGAUGGUAAAAAUAACUUGUGAUCUGUGUCCUCAAGAUGAUGAACGUGGCGUACUGUAUGUCUCACAAGAUCUGGAAUUAGUAGCACACCAAAAUUGUUUGUUAUAUUCUUCAGGACUUGUAGAAUCUGAGGGGGAUCAUGCUUGCUUAAAUGAUGAUAGACAUUUUGAUGUGGAGCCAGUGAAAGAGGAAAUCAAUCGAGGAAAGAGACUGAAAUGCUCAUAUUGCCUUAAGAAAGGAGCUACUGUGGGAUGUGAUGUUAAAAAAUGUUCCAAGAAUUACCAUUUCUUCUGCGCCAGACAAGACCAAGCAACAAUGCAAGCUGAUGAACAUGGUGGAACUUACAAAGUGUUCUGCCAAAAACACACCCUUGGAAAAAGCAACCGUGUUUUCUCAACAAAAGUUGAUAUGCUGAAGAAGAUGAAAAAUUGUGGGCUCAUCGAAUAUUUAUUUGAAUCUCUGUUAGAGGAUCUUGAUGGGAUUCACUUCAAGAUUAAGGACAACACCACCUCAGAAAAAGAAUUACAAGAAAUUGCGAACUUGCUUUUUGACUCUGCCAUGUUUAGAAAAUCACUGAGGAAAAUAUCUACAGACACUAUGAUAUCAAAACUUCAGAGUGAGCAGAAACACCUAGAGAAGAAGAUAGAGGCACUCCAAGAUAUCAGAGAAAACUUGUUUCCUCCUCAGAAAGAUAUACAGAAUUAAAUAUUCAGCUGGUUCUCGACCUUUCUUUUUCCCCUACUGUUUCUUAAAUUAGGGACUUAUAUAAUUUUUUAAAAAAUGUUGUAUCAAUGUACUGUUUUAUACUAUGACUUCCCAAUGAUUUUUCCCUCCACUUCCAAGUAGAACCCUCCCUUGUAACUCUUCUCCAUUAGAUUGUGAACUCAUUGAAGACAGGGAUUGUCUUCUGCCUCUUUUUGUGUCCUCACGCUUUCAGCAUAAUGCCAGGCACACUGCAGGUGCUUAAUGUUUAUUGAUUGAUUUAGAACAAAUGACUAGUCAAGCCAACACAUUUUAUAUGGAUUUAUGAGAAAGUCAUAACCUUUCUUAUGAAAUAAUCGGAUUGAUUCUGUGACUUUAAAAAUCGGUGCUUUGUUGUUCUGUUGUUUCAGUUCUGUCUGAUGCCACUUG